Phyllopteryx taeniolatus (common seadragon) is the source of this 5798-nucleotide messenger RNA. RefSeq names its product transmembrane protein 175 (gene tmem175). NCBI's taxonomy places the organism in Eukaryota, Metazoa, Chordata, Actinopteri, Syngnathiformes, Syngnathidae. The transcript has 10 exons. Gene Ontology annotation, molecular function: potassium ion leak channel activity; proton channel activity. The record is from RefSeq and is a predicted model, not a curated record. Gene Ontology annotation, cellular component: endosome; lysosome. The coding region runs from base 40 to 1602 and encodes 520 amino acids.
CCUAAAAGCUUGUUUGCAAACACAGCGGCGAGCUCCGCGAUGGGCCGACACGAAGACGACGACCACGCGGCGGAAGAGGAGCAGGGAGAGGAGCGGCCCGCCUCUACCGUCUCCACAGAGAGCCUCCUGGCCGCCUCGGUCGACGUCGAGGAGGAGGAGGGAGCCCACGGAGGCACGCAGUCUUCCCACCGACUGCUGGCCUACAGCGACGCGCUGCUCUCCAUCAUCGCCACCGUCAUGAUUCUUCCCGUGGCCCACACCAAGAUGGAGGAUGACAAGGAGCUGGACGAGAACCUUCAGCUUCUGCUGGGCACCAAGAUGGCCGUCUACCUGAUGACCUUCCUCAUAGUCACUGUGGCCUGGGCGGCGCACAUCAGGUUAUUUCAGGUGAUUGUUCGGAUCGACGACACUCUGGCCUUGCUUAACCUCGCAUGCAUGAUGCUGAUCACCCUGCUGCCGUACACGUUUUCGCUGAUGGCGACCUUUCCUUCGCACAUCCUGGGAAUUCUUCUAUUCUGCGGCUGUGUGAUGGUCAUCGGCGUCAUUCAGUCGGUGAUCGUGUUGUAUGCCUUCGGUCGUCCGUUCCUGCUCCAGGAUCAGAUCAGAGCGAGUGAGGAUCACUCGGUGUACAAACGUCACAUCCUCAAAGUCCUCCUCAGGGUUCCUCUCAUGUGUCUCUUGGCUGGACUUUGCUCGUUCUUCUGCUACCAGUUGUCGUACGCGUUGCUGGCUCUGGUCAUCUUCCUUCCGUACAUCUCGCGGGGUGUCCUAUGGUGUCGGGACAAACUCCUCGGUCCUGUGGAGGAGGAUCCGGAGCAGGUGAUGUUGUACAGCUUCCUGCCCAGUGAGCCGCUCAGUAAGGAGCGUGUGGAGGCCUUCAGUGAUGGCGUCUACGCCAUCGUGGCCACGCUCCUCAUCCUGGAUAUUUGUGAGGACAACGUCCCCGAGCCGGCGUUGCUGCAGCAGCGCUUCAACAACAGCCUGGUGGCGGCGCUGGGCUCGUACGGGCCCGAGUACCUAGCUUACCUGGGCUCCUUCGCCACCGUGGGCCUGCUGUGGUUCGCGCACCACUCGCUCUUCCUGCAGGUGUCUCGGGCCACACGCGUGAUGGGCCUUCUGAACACGCUGUCUCUGGCAUUCGUCGGCGGCCUGCCGCUGGCCUUCCGGUUGACUCAUGAGCUCCCUCGCGCCGCGCUCCGUGAUGAGCGGCGCGCCGUGCAGGCCAGCUGCGUGCUGGUCUUUGGCGCCGGCGUGUUCCAGCUGGCCACCUGGGUGGCGGCGCUGCAGGGCGGUGCGCGGCAGACGCUGCGGCCGGCCGUGCGCUAUGGCGGCCCCGAGCACAUCUUCAUGCUGGCUAAGCUGGCACUGUACCCGGCAGUGGCCCUUGCCGCCUUCCUGCUCACGUGCGUGUUGAGCCGCUUCAGUGUCACCAUCUUCCACCUCAUGGAGAUCGCCACACCGCUCGCCUUCCUGCUGCUCAGGUUGAUGGUGCGAGUCGCCCUCGCACUGCUCAGACGCCUGUUUUGUCCUCAAAGGAGACAACCGGAAAAUGGCGAGGAAAACAUCACCUCGAGGGUGCAGUUUAACCCAUUGAUAAUCUAGUUGUUUGAGUACUGUAAUUUCUCGUGUAAAAAUUGUCAAAAGUCAGUAGUGCGCUUUUACAUAGGUAUAGGGGAAAAUGAAAAAAAGUUGCACAUUUUAUAAAUGUAUGCCGCAAACUAGAGGUUAUGUAAAAGCUGUACACUUUCAUUCCAAUAUGCCACCACCACCUAAAGGUUAUGAGAAAGGUGUAGCCUACCCUUUCAUCACAAUAUGACAUGGGUACGUAUGACUGCAUAUAUGUAGAGUUGUGCUCAUAAGUUUACAUACCCUGGCAGAAUGUUAAUUAUUAUUAUUUUUUUAAUAAGACUAAACAACAACCACCAUUAAUUUAUUUAUGGUUAUGUUUUGUUUAAUGAUAAUGCUUUUCUGAAAUGCCUGAGUUUAAUUUGAAUCCCAUUAAAAUGAAACGCGUUUCAUCUGGCCCUUGAUGUUUUCUUUAAAGAAUUGUACCCAUCUUCCAAAUUCUGCCUGGAUAAUCAAACAUGAGCACAACUGUGUGUUUUCUCAUUUACUAAAUAAAAGUAGCAUUUCAAAAUAAGAGCAAGUAAAUGAAAAAGUAUUACGUGUUCAAAUAAAGUGCUCAACUUCAGAAUAAUUUUUUGAAAAAAACCAACAAAAUACAGAUAAUACUUCAUGUUUUGAUCAUAUGGGAAGAAGCAGUCUUGCAUUGUAAAAAUGCAUUACACAUAGGUUGAAGGGUUUUCCAGAAUUUUUAGGUCAACUUUAACCCCCAAAGUGGGUACGCUUCAUACACGAGAAAUUACGGUAGUAUGACGCGCUAUGCAUGCCUAAUAAAUUUAAAACAAUGCGCUUUGUAACAUUUUGGUGCUCCAAAUCGUUGUUUUAACAUUAAGCAGUAUCUACGUUAAAACAUUUAAAUGUUGUCCAUUUUCGUCACUCCAAGAAAAGUCUUGACAAUGGUGAAUGGACAAAUAAGGCCUAAAACGCUAAAAAGGAAAUUUGAGGUGGGAGAUUUGUUUUUCAUUAAAUACGUAAAAUAUUAGAAACAACUGACUGACGCGUUAGUUAACUUGGGCAUGCUAGCUAAAUUGAAAACAUCAGUCGCUCUAAAAUUCCUAACGGUGGGAAAUGGAGAUAAAAGUAAAAAAAUAAUAAUUCUGACAUUAACAAAAAAAAAGGCAGAGAAAUCAGUUUUUAAACAUUUGCUCAGGCGAACACGACACAGUGCGCCAGUAACUGUUUUAACGCUAAGCAGUGCCUAUGUUAAAAACAUUUUAGCAAAUCAGGUCACAGAAAAUCUGUUUCGAAAAAGUAAUGACAACGAUGAAUGGCGGGAAAAGAUGUAAAACACAAAUCCAAAAAAACACGCAUAAAAAGAUCUGUUUUUAAAAAUGGUUACACAUACAUGACUUGACAAGCUUGUUAACAUGGGCGUGCUAAUAAUUUCAGAGAUGUUAAAAAACGUUUUAAUGAUGUCCAUUUAGCAGAUUCAUAAGCCAGAAGAAAGUCACUUCAGGAAAACUUGAAGAUAAUGAAAUGAUGUAGAAGGCUUAAAACACUAAAAAUUUAUUUGUGAUGGAAGUAUAUUGUCCCCCCCCCCCAUAAAAUUAAGUCCAAAAAAUGUCUCACUAAAUAUAUUUCCAAAGGUGCAAUUGACACCAUAUGUUGGGAACAACCCAAGUAAUCAAUGCAUACAAAGAAAGUAGAACAAAUAAGCUAAGAAAUUAAAUUUUGUGUAAUAAUGUGAAAUAAGGCGGCACGGUGACCGAGUGGUUAGACCGUCUGCCUCACAGUUCUGAGGACCGGGGUUCAAAUCCCGGCCUGUGUGGAGUUUGCAUGUUCUCCCCGUGCCUCCGUGGGUUUUCUCCGGGUACUACGAUUUCCUCCCACGUCCCAAAACCAUGCAUGAUGGGUUAAUUGAAAACUCUAAAUUGCCCAAAGGUGUGAAUGUGAGUGCGAAUGGUUGUUUGUUUCUAUGUGCCCUGCAAUUGGCUGACGACCAAUUCGAGGUGUACCCCGCCUCUCGCCCGAAGAUACCUGGGAUAGGCUGCAGCAUGCCCGCGACCCUAGUGUGGAUAAGCGGUACAGAAAUGUGAAAUAAAACCAGGAAAACGUAUUGAACACGCCAACUGGUAUUUAUUUAAAAUACUUUGAACAAAAGCCUUUGUUUGCUAUGACAGGCUCAAGAGGCCUCCUGUAUGGAGAAACUAGUCGCAUGCAUUGCUCUGGUGUGAUUUCGGCCCAUUCCUCCACACAAGCAGUCUUCAAAUCGAAGGUUCCGUGGGCUUCUUUUAUGGACCUUGAAUUUCAGUUCUUUCCCUAGAUUUUUGAUUGGAUUCAAGCCAGGUGAUUGGCUGGGCCAUUCGAGCAGUUUUAUUUUGUUUUCUUUGAAACCAAUUGAGAGUUUCCUUGGCAGUAUGUUUUGGAUCAUUAUCCUGCUGAAUUGUCCACCCUCGUUUCAUUUUCAUCAUCCUCGUAGAUGGCAGCAGAUUUUUGUCACGAAUGUCUCGGUACAUUUGCCCAUUCUUCCUUCCUUCAAUAAAGUUUGUCAGCACCAUUUGCUGAGAAGCAGCCCCACACCAUGUUCCCACCUCCGAACUUCAGUGUUUUUAGGGUGAAGUGCAGGGCCAUUUCUCCUCCAAACGUGGUGUGCAUUAUGGCAUCCAAAGAGUUCAAUUUUGCUCUCAUCAGACCAGACUAUAUUCUCCCAGCAUUGAACUGGGUUGUCCAAAUGACUUUAAAUGAGCUUUGACAUGCUUUAUUUUCCCAGUAAUGUGGUCUUGCGUGAUGAGCGUGCAUACAGGCCAAGGCAGCGGACUGCAUUACUCACUGUUUUCCUUGUGACAACAGUACCUGCUACCGUUCAGAAGCUUAGCUUAUGCGCCUGUAACCUAUGCCAUCGUUAUGUCUUGCAACAAUUAGUUAGCGGUGGUCUUGAGACAGCUCUUUGGUCUUACCCAUCAUGAGAUGUCUUGACACACCUCGGCAAUGAGAACUUUUUGUAGGCCAUCAAUUAGGACUGAACCACCUGAUAUUCAUUUGCACUUACAAGGGGCUGGAUUGCUGAUAGAUUUUAGGUGUUGUCUUGGCUUUUCAUGCCUUUUUGCACCUCCCUUUCUUCAUGAGUUCAAUACUUUUCCCUCUGACAUUUCACAUUAUGACACAAUUUCUGAACUUGUCUGGUCUACUUUCUUUGUAUGUAUGGAUUACUUGGGUUGUUCCCAACAUCUGGUGAAAAUUUCAGGUCAAGAGCACCUUUGGAAAUGUAUUGAGUGAGAAAAAUGUAGUUUGAUUAAACACAAAGAUUAUGAAUGCUGCUUUCAUGACCAGGACCAAGAUAGAUCAUUUCAAAAGUUUUUUCCUGUUACUAACCUAGUUGGACAGAACAUGACACUUGUUAACAUCGACGCACCAGUCACCGUCUUGUUUUAAGGCUAGGCUACAUUAAAAACAUUUUAACCAAUCUCAAAUCAGAAAAAAGUCACGGCAGUGAUAAAUGGAGGCUAAAGACAUAAACCCCCACAUCAGAAUUUUUAUGAAAUUUAUGAAAAAUCCAUAAAAAUCUUGUUUCUGAAAAAUAAAAAAAACACUUCUAUCACACUAACUAUCAUGUAUUACAGCGAGGCUACCCAAUUUCAUCUCUAUUGGUGAACUUGGUAUCUUUGCUGAAGAACCUUUGAACAACGUACUAAUUAGCCUUGGAAUUCACCAUAAAUAGCCGCUUUAACCAAAAAUGGCUUACUUCCUAUUCAAUUCCGGACCUGGGUCUUUGAGACUCUUUCGUGCGUCUUGUCACAAUAGAUAUGUCCACCAAAUUUUUUGUCGAUUGGUGAAAAUUAAGAAUAACUGAUACACUGAUUAAUGAAGUAAUAAAAAUGUCACUAAGCCAUAAUAAUGUCAAAUUGCACUUUUUCUGUUGUUCCAGUUAAAUAGACCACAAAUGACUCAAGAUGUCAAAGAAAGCACUUUAAAUAUUAGAGUAUAUAAGAGUAUUAAUACUUUUUUAUAUUAUUAAGUCUUCUUUUUAUUGUUACGAUUGAGUAGACAAUUGCAGCGUUAGCUUCAGAAAUUUGUGUUUAGGCAUCUGGAAUGUUCUUCACAAUGAUUGCGUUGCUUAAGUACGAAAAACCUGUGUGUGUAAUUUGUCAUUUUCUAAAAUGUCUACAUAUCUGUAUUUUCUCUUUGUUCUGUAUAAACAUUUUACAACAACACCCAAUAAAAAUGUUUUAAAAUGA